CGGCGCCUGGCACUACGACUUCAGUAUCAAGAGAGCAAGAUUCGACCAUUUGCAGGGCCAGAUAGACAAUUUUUGCCACGGUCGCGGUCUAGAGUUGAAGGACUCGCGCGGCGACUGCCAUCUUCUGUUCAACACCACGGACAUGUACGUGCACUACCCCCGGGAAGAGAAGUGUUGCCGUGCCUGUGGGGUCGCCGAGGGGUGCACCGUACUGAAGCCGACUUGGAUGGCGGGGGCUACGUACCUCGGGACCGAAAACAUCAACGGAACGGUGUGCCAUGGCUGGGAGGCGGACGGGGCCGCCGCAAGGGACAGGUGGUACCAAGCAGAAGACGGCAUCCCCUGUCGGUACUCGGAGACGAUCAAAUUCUGGCCGCACUCAAGUCACAACAUCACCUUCAACAUGAGGUCCUACAGCCGCAACCCCAUCCCGAAUAGCGUCUUCAACAUACCCACAUACUGCCACACAAGAUGUCCAUUUCCCUGGCGGCAUUUUCCCAUAGAAUAGAAGGGAAACACUAUAGCACUUAGAGACUUGAAAUGGUUUCAUUUCUGUCCGGAUAAAUUUCUCUGGUUAACAACGUUUUCCACACGUAACCAAUGCACGUAUGUCACCUGCCGACGUUUCGGUGGUUCAGCUGCCACUUUACCAGAAUACUAGUAACACGGACUUGUUGUACUUCGCACUGUAGCUAGGUGGCGCUGUAAGUGAGAGGGAUGCGAUCCCAAACGUGACUGAGCUUGGGGAUAAAGAAGACCUAUGGGUAAUAACGCAAAGAGGAGCGGGGGCAAUAUCAUUACCAUGGCAACUUAGACCGGAUAUAAUACGCAUGCGCUGCUUAUACGUAUCAUUGUAAUGAUGUUGUUUCUGGUUUGCUCCCUUGCAUUGAUUAUACCCAUAGUUCCCCGUUUGUCCCAUCAUACCGUGUCAAAUUUCUAUAACAAUAUCAGCAUCCACAGAGAGUGUGACCUUUAUCGAAGGCACUUCAAAUUAUCGCCCCCCC
Molecule: messenger RNA, 1004 nt
Organism: Branchiostoma floridae (Florida lancelet)
Lineage: Eukaryota; Metazoa; Chordata; Leptocardii; Amphioxiformes; Branchiostomatidae
Exons: 2
Coding region: 143-508 (121 amino acids)
Source: RefSeq, a predicted model, not a curated record